UCACAGAAUGGCCUCGGACACCCAGGCAGUCCCUGACGUGUCGGGGAGGAGCCGGGCGCGGAGGUACGCGGAGUGGAGCUCGGGGCUGCGGAGGGGAGCUGAGCCGAGCGGCUGGGCGGGCCUGGCCAGGCCAGCGGAGCGGAGACGUGGGUCGAGCGGCGGUGAACAUGCGCUUUUGACACAUUGGAGGCUUUCUUGAUCAUGGAUGGUGAAGAUAUACCAGAUUUUUCAAGUUUAAAGGAGGAAACUGCUUAUUGGAAGGAACUUUCCUUGAAGUAUAAGCAAAGCUUCCAGGAAGCUCGGGAUGAGCUAGUUGAAUUCCAGGAAGGAAGCAGAGAAUUAGAAGCAGAGUUGGAGGCACAAUUAGUACAGGCUGAACAAAGAAAUAGAGACUUACAGGCUGAUAACCAAAGACUGAAAUAUGAAGUGGAGGCAUUAAAGGAGAAGCUAGAGCAUCAAUAUGCACAGAGUUAUAAGCAGGUCUCAGUGUUAGAAGAUGAUUUAAGUCAGACUCGGGCCAUUAAGGAGCAGUUGCAUAAGUAUGUGAGAGAGCUGGAGCAGGCCAACGACGACCUGGAGCGAGCCAAAAGGGCAACAAUAGUUUCACUGGAAGACUUUGAACAAAGGCUAAAUCAGGCCAUUGAACGAAACGCAUUUUUAGAAAGUGAACUUGAUGAAAAGGAAUCUUUGUUGGUCUCUGUACAGAGGUUAAAGGAUGAAGCAAGAGAUUUAAGGCAAGAACUAGCAGUUCGGGAAAGACAACAGGAAGUAACUAGAAAGUCGGCUCCUAGCUCUCCAACUCUAGACUGUGAAAAGAUGGACUCCGCCGUCCAAGCAUCGCUCUCUUUGCCAGCUACCCCCGUUGGCAAAGGAACGGAGAACACUUUUCCAUCACCGAAAGCUAUACCAAACGGUUUUGGUACCAGUCCACUAACUCCCUCUGCUAGGAUAUCAGCACUAAACAUCGUGGGGGAUCUCUUACGGAAAGUAGGGGCUUUAGAAUCCAAAUUAGCAGCUUGCAGGAAUUUUGCAAAGGACCAAGCAUCACGAAAAUCCUAUAUUUCAGGGAAUGUUAACUGUGGGGUGCUGAAUGGCAAUGGCACAAAGUUCUCUCGAUCAGGGCAUACAUCUUUCUUCGACAAAGGGUUUGAAGAAAUUUUGAUUAUCCCUCAAUUGUACGGUAAUGUGUGUAUUUAAGUGUGCCUUGCACUGUUACAAUUCCUGUAUGCAACACUUUAUCAGUCUCUGCCUCACGAGAACCUACAAAAAAGAUAAAUGAAGGAAUAACAGGAAUUCAAUGAAACAAACUUCUCUCCUUUUAAGUUAUCACAUGAAUAGUGCUUCUGUGUAAAAACAAGGCAAUUUUGCAUCACCAAGGUUGGAGUUACACAGUACUUGCUGCGUAUCAACACUAAAGUAUCACUUCCCUUUCCUGCACAGGGGAACAGGCCAAGAGGUGGCUUGAAAAGCUGCUCAUCAGCUCCUUUGCCUUUAGCCAGGUAGAGGAAUAUAUAUGAGCAGUGUCGAAGUGAUCAUUUUCUGUUUCCAAACUGAAGCAACAAGAAGGUUGAGGACCAUAUUAAAAAUGGAUACUUAAAAAAAAAAAAACAACCAAAAAAUAAAUAAAACAACAAAAAUGUAUAUUGACAUUACAGUGGGCUACAAAGAUAUUAAAAUUUCUUUUGAUCUUGGAGAAAUUUCAAGGGCAAAUAUAUUUGUUGAACAAAUGGAUGAAUAAAUAACCAACCAACCUCCUGCAAUUGAAGGAUUUCUGCUUCCAGACUCUUCAAUUUCUUUUCACUCUCUUUGGAUUGAGCAAAAAUCUCAUCUCUGGAUGCACGAGCUUCUUCUAAUUCACGCUGAUAAUCCUUCAUCUGAGCCUAUUAAUAAGAAGGUUUUGGAGUGGUUUACAUUCUUAAUUUUAGUUAAAAAAAAUUUUUUUUAGAGAUGAGCCCUGUGUUGUCCAGGCUGGUGUCAAACUCAAGGCCUCAAGCAUUCCUCCUGAUUACAGCUGUGAGUCACUGUGCCUGGCCCCAUUCUUAGAUUGUAAACAUGACAUUUUUUUUUCUAGAUUAUAAAAGUAAUAUACUUUCAUUGUAAAUAUAAAAGUAUAUGGAAAUGACAAGGAUAUCAUAAGAAAACUACACAUCAAAAUGAAAUCCCUUAUAAAUACAAAUGCAAAAAUCUUCAACAAAGUAGUAGCAAACUGAAUCUGGCAACAUGUGGAAAGGAUUAUACACCAUGACCAAGUGGGAUCUAUCUGAGGAAUGCCAGGUUGGUGUGACAACCAAAAAUGAAUUAAUGUAACCAUAUAAUCAUCACAAUAAAUGCUGAAGAAGCACUUCACAAAAUCUAAUACCCUUUCAAUAUAAAAAUACUCAAGCUAUGAACAAAAGGAAAUUUCUUCAACUCUGAUUAAGGGCAUCAAUGAAAAACUGACAGCCAAUAUCAUACUUAAGGAUCAAUGACUGAAUGGUUUCCCUCUAAAAGAUGAGAAACAAGGAUGUUCGAUCUUGCCACUUCUAUUUAACACUGCAGUAGAGAUUCCAGCCAGGGUAAUUAAUUAGGCAAGACAAAGAAAUAAAAGAUAUCUAGAUUGGAAAGGAAGAAGUAAAACUAGUUCAAUUUGCAGAUGAUCUGAUCUUGUAUAUAGACAGGCUUAAGAAAGACACAAAAAGAAUUAGAACUGCUGGUAAUAUGGACAAUAAAAGAAAAGAAAGUCCACAAGAACUAAUAGAUGAGUUUAGCAAGAUUACAGAAUACAAGAUCAACAUACAAACAUCAAUUAUAUUUCUGUACACUAACUAUGAACAUUCAAAAGAAAGCAAUUACAUUUAUAAUAGAAUCAAAAGAAUACAAACUUAGAUAUAAACUUAACAAAAGAAGUGAAAGACUUGUAUACCAAGAACAAAACAUCACUGAAAAAAAUAAAAAAGAUCUAAAUAAAAGGAAAGAUUAUCCAUGUUCAUAAACCAGACGACUUAAUAUUGUUAAAAUAGCAAUACUCUCCAAAUUGAUCUACACAUCAACACAAUAAACUAUCAAAAUGGGUGGCAGAAAUUAACAAGCUAAGGCAGGUGUGGAAAUCAUUUAUCUCAUAAAGAAUUUAUAUCCAGAAUACAGAAUUGUUUCAACUCAGUAAUUAAAAGACAGCUCAGCUGUUCAACCUCAUUAGUAGUCAUUGGAGAAAUAAAAAUAAAAGCCACAAUGAAAUGUCACUUCACACCCACUAAGAUGGUUACCAUCAAAAGAUGGACAAUAACAAGUGUUGACAAGAUGUGGAGAAAUUUGAACCCUCAUAGAUAGCUGGUGGGAAUGUAAAACUGCAGUCACUGUGGGAAAGUUUGGCAGUUCCUCAAAGUUAAACACAGAGGUAUCAUAUACCCCAGAUCAGUUCCACUCCUAGGUAUAUUUCUGAGAAAACUGAAAGCACAUGUCCACACAAAUGUAUAUGAAUGUUCAUAGAGGCAUUAUUCAGAAGUCAAAAACUGAAAACACCCAAAUGUCCAACUCAGGGAUAGAUGAAUAAAAUGUGGUAGAUGUAUCCACACAGUAGAGUGUUAGUAAUAAAAAGGAGUGCGGUACUUAUUCAUGCUGCUACAUGGAUGAACUUUGAAAACAUUAUGCUAAGUGGAAAACCAGUCACAAAAGGCCACGUAUUGUAUGAUUCCACUGAUAUGAAAUAUGAAACAAAGGCAAAUCUAUACAGACUGAAAGAUUAGUAGUUGAUUAAUGCAGAAUGCAGCAGGGAUACAGGGAAUGGGGAGUGACAGCUAAUGGGUAGAGGAUUUUUAGGAGGGACCAAAAUGCCCCAAAUUUGAUAGUGGUGGUGGCCGAAUAAGUCUAUGAAUAAACUAAAAAACACUGAAAAUGCUAAAUUGGUGAAUUGUAUGGUAUGUAAGCUAUAUUUCAAUAAAGCUGUUAAAAUCACA
Molecule: messenger RNA, 3932 nt
Organism: Piliocolobus tephrosceles (Ugandan red Colobus)
Lineage: Eukaryota; Metazoa; Chordata; Mammalia; Primates; Cercopithecidae
Gene: NDEL1
Product: nudE neurodevelopment protein 1 like 1
Exons: 9
Coding region: 202-1197 (331 amino acids)
Biological process (GO): vesicle transport along microtubule; establishment of mitotic spindle orientation; chromosome segregation
Cellular component (GO): centrosome; kinetochore; kinesin complex
Molecular function (GO): microtubule binding
Source: RefSeq, a predicted model, not a curated record